AUGAGUGAAAAUAAUGCAAAUGUUACCGAGGUGGAGAUGAACGGUUGGUUGUUUAAAUGGACUAAUUAUUUAAAAGGAUAUCAAAAACGAUGGUUUGUUCUUUCGAAUGGAUUGCUGUCAUACUACAGAAACCAAGCAGAAAUGGAUCAUACCUGUAGGGGGACAGUUUCACUUCACAGUGCCAUAAUACACACGGAAGAUUCUUGUAGUUUUGUCAUAAAUAACGGUGCGACUCGUACCUUCCACAUAAAAGCAGCUAACGAAGUCGAACGUCAAAAAUGGGUUACCGCAUUAGAAUUGGCCAAAUCAAGAGCGAUUCGGUCAAUGGAAACGGAAGAAGAAGAGGAAUACGAGAAGUCGUCGGCUAAUCACAAAGCCCAAUUAAUGGAAGCAAUAAAUACAUUAUCCGCAAAAUUAAAAAAUUUACAAGUUUGCAGCGAAUUAAUUGAAAAACAUGGAACCGCAUUACAAAGAUCCCUUUCGGAAUUGGAAUCAUUGAAUACGGCCCAAGACAUGUCGGUGAAAAUAAAAGCCGUCAACGAGCGAGCCACAUUAUUUAGAAUAACUUCCAAUGCUACGCUACACGCCUGUUCCGAAUAUUUAGAUUUAGCUCAAAGCCAAGGUAAAAAAUGGCAAAAAAUGUUGCAACAUGAAAGAGAUCAAAGACAAAGACUAGAAGAAAUGGUUGAGCAAUUGGCGAGACAACAUUCUAAUUUAGAACAAGCUGCGAAGGAUCAUCGCUUGCCGAGGCAAACGGCUUCCCCUUCGGACGAAGAUGAUGGGAAUGAAUUUUACGAUGCCAAUUGCGAGGGCGACGAAGAUGGUGAAAAAAAUGAUUUCAUAUUGAAAAUUCCAAUCGGUCAUAGAAGGACGUCUUCUGGAAUUAGUCAGGAUUCUCAGGUACUACAACUACAACUACUAUUAUUAUUAUUAUUAUCGAAAUCAAUUAUUCGUGAAUCGAAAAGGAAAAGUUUCUUUAUUAGCGUACUCAAUAUGGCCGAUGAAAAGGUACCCAGGUUCAAAUAUUUGAUUCAUUCAUUGGAAUUAAAUGAAAAAAUUGUUGGAGCGAUCGCUCCUCCGACCACUUCGAGUAAGAAAAGAAGAACCAGAGUACCGGACAAGCCAAAUUAUCCAUUGAAUUUAUGGUCGAUAAUGAAAAAUUGCAUAGGGAAAGAACUUAGUAAAAUACCCAUGCCCGUUAAUUUUUCCGAACCUUUAUCAAUGUUGCAAAGGUUGACGGAAGAUUACGAAUAUGCAUACGUACUAGAUAAGGCUGCGACAUGCAACGAUUGGGAGCAAUUAGCGUACAUAGCAGCUUUCACGGUAUCUAGUUAUGCCAACACGGCUAAUAGAACGGGGAAACCUUUCAAUCCUCUUUUGGGUGAAACUUACGAAUGCGAUAGAACUGACGAUUUGGGAUGGAAAGCCAUAUCGGAACAGGUAUCACAUCAUCCACCCAUGUUGGCACAAUAUUGCGAGGGUAAAUUAUGGAGAUGUUGGCAAGAAUUUACAAUGGCUUCCAAAUUUCGUGGAAAGUACUUACAAGUUAUUCCAUUAGGUACCGCCCACUUAACUUUUACCAACUCGAAAAAUCAUUAUACUUGGAAAAAGGUUACGACGACCGUACAUAAUUUCAUUGUUGGUAAACUAUGGGUAGAUCAACACGGAGACGCGGAUAUAAUAAAUCACACGACUGGUGAUAAAUGCCAUUUGAAAUACUUACCGUAUAGUUACUUUAGUAAAGAUACUCAAAGAAAAGUAAAUGGGUGUGUCAUGGAUAAAAAAGGAAACAUGAAAUGGGUAGUAAACGGCGAAUGGGAUAAUAAAAUUGAAAUAGCACCCGUCAUAUCAGCGAGUAACAAUUGUGCCGUUGUUAAAACAGGACCCUACAUAUUGGCGUGGGAAAGAAAAAUGCCACCUCCCGAUUCGGAAAAGUAUUACAAUUUCACAGAGUUUGCUUGUCAGUUGAACGAACCCGAACCGGGAGUCGCACCGACGGAUUCAAGAUUACGUCCCGAUCAGAGAUUAAUGGAAAAGGGAGACUGGGAUGGAGCAAACGCUCAAAAAGUAAGAUUAGAAGAAAAACAAAGGGAAACGAGGAGGAAGAGAGAAGAAGAAGCCGAAGAAGCUGCGAACAAAGGUGAGUGGAAAGAAAGAAAGAAAAAAAAAAAAAAAAAAUUGAUUGAUUUGAACGGAAUCGGUGAGUUUUCCGAUAUACUUACUCGACCCUUUCGUUUUUUAGGUCAACCUUAUCCCGUUUAUCAACCCCUUUGGUUUAGAAAAGAAGAAGAUCCGAUAACGGGAUCAUUGGCACACGUGUACACGGGAAAAUAUUGGGAAGCGAAAGCGAAAAACGAUUGGUCGAUGUGUCCGAAUAUCUUUUGA
Messenger RNA from Pediculus humanus corporis (human body louse), 2385 nucleotides. RefSeq names its product Oxysterol-binding protein, putative. Lineage: Eukaryota; Metazoa; Arthropoda; Insecta; Psocodea; Pediculidae. The record is from RefSeq and is a predicted model, not a curated record. Gene Ontology annotation, molecular function: sterol binding. Gene Ontology annotation, cellular component: cytosol; membrane; intracellular membrane-bounded organelle. The transcript is spliced from 12 exons. Bases 1 to 2385 code for a protein of 794 amino acids.